Molecule: messenger RNA, 1455 nt
Organism: Durusdinium trenchii
Lineage: Eukaryota; Dinophyceae; Suessiales; Symbiodiniaceae
Source: the annotation of a GenBank genome assembly
GAAAGACACAAAAAGCGAAGAAGAGCAGAACACACAAAGGAAUUCCAGCAAAGCCUGGCGAAAGUCACUGUGCGCCACAAGCGGGUGAUCCCUGUGAGUGCAGUGUCUCAGAAACAAGUGCCGGGGUUUGGCUGUGGAGAAGGCGUUGCCGGUGGCGCGUUUUGUCUUGGUGUUGGGCUGCAUUCUUUGGGCCUUGCAUGUUUGGCUGGCUGCGCCGUGACGUGCUUGCAGUUUGGUCGCUGGCUGCAGAGGCAGUUUGUGCCCUUUGUGAAUGACUACAAUGCGCAGGCGUGGGAAGAUGCAACAAAAGAGCCUACGCAAGUCUUUGCGCGACAGCAUGUCCAAGCAAAAGCAGACAACGGAAGAAGGAUGCCCUUCUGUGUCGUUGCUGAAGUGCAAGGUCGCUGCAAUAUCAUGGUUGCUGCUGUUGAGCUUGAAUCUGAUCACAACAAAAACGAUAAACAUAAUCUUUGCUAGUAGGCUAGUAGGUUGGAGGCCAUCGCUAUUAGGUUGGAGGUAGGUCCGAGGCUAUUGCCAGCAGGUUGGAGGCCAUCGCAAUUAGGUUUCUUUUGCUAGUAGGUUCAUAGCUGUGCUUGACAGAUCAGUGUGCGCAGCGAUUGGUGGUGGCGCUCGGGGAACAUGUUUGCAAUGAGGCUCCAGUGGCUCAUGGUUUGACAGUUUAUGCGCGUCAAAUGGAUGUAUGUUUGCAUGAAAGCAUUUCAUUACUUCUUCAGAUCUCAGUGGUGAUAAGCGGGCUUGUAUUUUGGCGCUGCUUUGUUGUGGUUAGUUCGGUUUCCAGAUUGCUCUCCAAACUUGAGGCUUGCGAGUCUGAUAACUUCCUCGAUUUGAUUAUAGAAUUAUAUAUACAUAUAUGUACAUAUAUUUAUAUACAUAUAAAACUUCAGUCACAAUGACUUUUUUGUGCUUCGAGUUCAAGAGAUCCUGCCAACCUCAGAUGCCGAUCGUGAAACUGGUUGGGCAGCGAGGCUUUCGCCGAAUUUGGCGCUGGCAGCUGGGUCUCGUCACAGCAAGCAUUGAUGGGCUUCCAGCUGUGCCGCUAGUCUUGCCUGUGGAGGUGGCAGAAGGUUUGUACAGCAUUUGUGGCGAGACUUUAUGGUUACCAAGUUUGUCCUUUGCCAUUAUCUUCGAGUGCCUCUUCGAGCGUGAACCAGCAGUUUCUAGCUGCCAGGUGAUCAUAACUGAUGACUUGGUGGACCAGGUUUUAGAUGUGGUCCAGACUGGACUCCGGGCCAUUGACCUGAGGACGUGGGACCCUCGUCUGUCUGGUUUCGCUGAGCCGGUGAAUUUGCACUGUGAGGCCUCCUUGUCUUGGCCGCAGCCAUCAACUCCAAGGCUAAGCAUGCAUGGCGCAGAACGAGGGCCUCGCGAAGGAGCAUCAAUCCGAAUUUGGAAUCCAAGACAGCCAAGAAGCAGGUUGGACGUGCAAGGUAUCAA